Cotesia glomerata is the source of this 3704-nucleotide messenger RNA. RefSeq names its product glutamate receptor ionotropic, kainate 2 (gene KaiR1D). The coding region runs from base 627 to 3230 and encodes 867 amino acids. The transcript has 18 exons. Gene Ontology annotation, cellular component: plasma membrane; postsynaptic membrane. NCBI's taxonomy places the organism in Eukaryota, Metazoa, Arthropoda, Insecta, Hymenoptera, Braconidae. Gene Ontology annotation, biological process: modulation of chemical synaptic transmission; synaptic transmission, glutamatergic; monoatomic ion transport. Gene Ontology annotation, molecular function: transmitter-gated monoatomic ion channel activity involved in regulation of postsynaptic membrane potential; glutamate-gated receptor activity. The record is from RefSeq and is a predicted model, not a curated record.
CGCAGACCCGUUGUCACGUCGCUGGACCAGUCUGCUUCCGCGAGCUACCUUAGAAACAUUAACAUUUUGUCUUUAAACCUCGCCGCAAUGUGAUCUUGCCGUUAUAUUCUAUCAGUUUUACUCUGACUUGUCUGAAGGAAGUUUCAAAAAAAAUUAUAUCAUUCCCUUUUUUUUGACUCGGUAAAAAAAAAAAUUGUAAUUGGUUACAAUUGCUGUGCGACCGUUUUUGUGCAUCGUGAUAUCAAGUGGAAGUUUUUGACGUGUCGAUUUUUGACUUUGAAUUGUUAGUUAUGAAUUAAUCAUAAGUUUUUUUUUUAAGUGAAAUUUUGGAGUUGUACGAAAAAUAAUUGAGUAUUAAAAAAAAAAAAUUCAAAAGUCUGUUGAAGGUAUGAUUGACUUACUGCCGACAAACUCUCAUUUUGCUGUGUUAAUUGACGCCCGAAGGCUGAAUCAUAUCGGAGGAUAAGAUAAAUUGGAGGCUGAUACCAGCAAGAGAAGCGAGAACCCGACUGUUGUUCUUCAUCAUCCACUGGGAGUGUGAGUUGCAGUGCAUUUCUGGAAGCCGGAGGAAUUCGCGCCGGCUCGCGCUGGCGCAGAUCUCGGGAGCUGACUACUCAGGACCGGAAAUGGCGCUGAGGUGGUUGCUGCUGGCACUUAUCGCCACCCACACCAACGCCCUUCCAGACAUUAUCAGGAUAGGUGGAUUAUUUCAUCAAUCGGACGACAAACAAGGGGUGGCGUUUCGGUACGCAGUGGAAAAGAUCAACGCCAACAGAGACAUAUUACCCAAAUCGCGGCUCAGCGCUCAGAUUGAACAGAUUUCACCCCAAGACAGCUUCCAUGCUUCCAAGAGAGUAUGUCAUCUCUUAAGCACUGGAGUGGCCGCGAUUUUCGGGCCGCAAAAUGCGCAUACUGCAUCUCACGUGCAAAGCAUCUGUGACACGAUGGAAAUACCACAUUUGGAAACGCGGUGGGACUACAGACUGCGUCGUGAAAGCUGUCUCGUCAACCUAUAUCCUCAUCCGACCACUUUAUCCAAAGCGUACGUGGAUCUUGUGAAAGCGUGGGGGUGGAAAAGCUUCACGAUUAUUUAUGAAAAUAAUGAAGGAUUAGUGAGACUCCAGGAAUUACUAAAAGCUCAUGGGCCUAGUGAGUUUCCGAUAGCUGUUCGACAAUUGGGUGAAACUGAGGAUUAUCGGCCUUUGCUGAAGCAAAUUAAAAAUUCAGCGGAGUCCCACAUUGUGCUGGACUGUUCCACCGAAAGGAUUCAUGAGGUCCUCAAACAAGCGCAGCAAAUUGGGAUGAUGAGCGACUACCAUAGCUAUUUAAUUACUUCCCUGGAUUUACACAGCGUGGACUUGGAGGAAUUCAAAUACGGUGGGACCAAUAUCACUGCCUUCCGAUUGGUCGAUCCGGAGAAGCCGGAAAUUCAAAAAGUCGUACAAGAUUGGAUUUACGGUGAACAAAGAUACGGACGACAGCUUGAUAUGGGUCAAACACAUAAUAAGAAUAAUAUAACAGCUAUAAAGACUGAAACAGCCCUAAUGUACGACGCGGUCCAUCUAUUUGCAAAAGCUCUCCAUGUACUGGACGCCUCUCAACAAAUGGAAAUUAAAGCACUGUCCUGCGAGUCAUCAGACACUUGGUCUCAUGGAUACUCGCUGAUAAAUUACAUGAAAAUAGUGGAGAUGAACGGCCUAACCGGGCUGAUUAAGUUCGAUCACCAGGGGUUUCGCUCCGAUUUCAUGCUUGACAUAAUCGAGUUAAAUAAUAAAGAGGGGCUCAAGAAAAUCGGAGUGUGGAACAGCACUGAGGGAGUUAAUUUUACCCGAACCUUCAGCGACGCUUACACACAAAUUGUCGAGAGCUUGCAGAACAAAACUUUUAUCGUGUCGACAAUAUUGAGCGCGCCGUACUUUAUGCUGAAAGACUCAAGCGUAAAACUAGAAGGCAACGCACAAUACGAGGGCUACAGUGUGGACCUGAUCCACGAAAUAUCGCGGAUCCUGGGGUUCAAUUACACGUUCGUGAUAGUCCCGGACAAGAAAUACGGGUCCUACAACAAGAAAACAAAGGAGUGGGAUGGAAUGAUAAAAGAGCUGCUGGAUCAAAAGGCGGACUUGGCAAUAGCCGAUUUGACUAUUACGUACGACCGCGAGCAGGCCGUUGACUUCACAAUGCCUUUUAUGAACCUGGGUAUAAGCAUACUUUAUAGGAAGCCUAUAAAAAAGCCACCAAAUUUAUUUUCAUUUCUAAGCCCUCUCAGUCUCGACGUGUGGAUCUACAUGGCCACGGCUUAUCUCGGCGUUUCUGUUCUUCUAUUUAUAUUAGCCAGGUUCAGUCCGUAUGAGUGGGAAAACCCUUCUCCGUGCAACGCCCAGCCUGAAGUCUGCGAGAACGAGUUCACACUCCUUAACUCACUCUGGUUCACCAUAGGUUCGCUCAUGCAGCAAGGCUCUGAUAUAGCGCCUAAAGCCGUAUCAACGCGAAUGGUCGCUGGAAUGUGGUGGUUUUUUACUCUGAUCAUGAUAUCCUCGUACACUGCGAAUCUAGCGGCUUUUUUAACGGUCGAGCGUAUGGAAUCGCCUAUUGAAAGUGCCGAGGAUCUCGCUAAGCAGACCAAAAUUAAAUACGGUGCUUUGGCCGGCGGGAGCACCGCUGCAUUUUUUCGGGACUCGAAUUUUUCAACGUACCAGCGAAUGUGGUCAUUCAUGCAGUCCGCAAAGCCGAGUGUAUUCACAAAGAGCAAUAUGGAAGGGGUCGAGUGGGUUAUCAAGGGCAAAGGAACAUACGCAUUCUUGAUGGAAUCCACAUCCAUCGAGUACGUGAUCGAGCGUAACUGCGAGCUCACUCGAGUCGGCACUGAAUUGGAUUCUAAAGGAUACGGGAUUGCGAUGCCUCCCAAUUCGCCCUACAGAACGGCAAUCAGCAGCGCUAUUCUCAAGCUUCAGGAAGAGGGCAAGCUUCACACCCUCAAGACCAGGUGGUGGAAGGAAAAGCGCGGCGGGGGAAAAUGCAGGGAGGAUAAUCAAAAAGCGGGAUCGACGGCGAACGAGCUGGGACUGGCGAACGUCGGCGGCGUCUUUGUGGUGCUGAUGGGCGGCAUGGGUGUUGCCUGCGUGAUAGCUGUUUGUGAGUUCGUGUGGAAAAGUCGGAAAGUCGCUGUUGAAGAGCGGAAGCAGAAAUCCUCGGAAAAAGCUAUCUGCGAGGGUUUUACCGAUCUUCAUUAGCAUCAGUCUUUCUCCUUCCACUCGAGCGAGACGUAUUGACCCCCGUUCGCUAUCACCCAGCCAAAAAAUUAUUAACGUUAAGCAAAAAGAUUUGAUUUUAAGUAAAUCGUAGAGUUAAACUAUUGGCACUUUUUAUAAUUAUUAUUAAUAUAAUAAUAAUUAUUAAAACUUUUGAGACUUGUACGCUUCUUGACCUGGAUACGGAUUUCAAAGCCAAGAGGAACUUCAUCGCUCAAAAUUUGAGAAUCACGUCACUUGCAUCUGCAUACGCGUUCACACCUCGUGUACAUUUCAGAUGAUGUUAAUAAUUAUUGAUAUUAUUAUUCGAGAAAAUAUUUAUUGUUUGAAUGGUUUUAUUAACUACUAAACACGACAAAUUAAUAUAUAAAUCAUAAAUAGUUAAUGAUAAAUGAUAAAUGUCCACUACGUUAUUUAUAUAAUGAUAUCGGGUUACAAAUGCCAUUAAUAUUUGUU